CCUUUCAUGGGUCACUGGGGCAAACACACUUCCUCUCCUGCGUCUUCGUAUAAAUAUAUGAUCUGGAUCCGCUUUCGGACUAUUUUCGCAGCGAGUUUAAACGAUGCCACUGCACUGGUGGCUUCUCGCGCUGGCUGCCCUUUUCAGGGCGGGCAGUGCGGUGGAAAAAACAGCAUCAGGCAGUGCACGCGCCCCCAACCACAGGUACUCCAAUGACAGUGUGGUGGAAAUCCUUAGCCCGAGGGGCCCAGCGACUUACCUCAGCACCAAGAACGUCUCCGACGAAGUACCACUUGAUGUCAUCUUCAUUAUCAACAAAAAUUCUCAAGAGGCGAACAGCACCCACGCGGCUAUAGAGUUGAAAAAGUCGAUGAACGUGACAGGCGGUGCUGCUGCUGAGCAGAGGCUUUUCUGGCACCACCAGCACCCCCCGAACAACUGUCCUAAUCACCCUUUUCCGCCCAGUGGACCAUAUUUGCCUCCGCCGCUGCCCCCUGCCGUGCCUUGCGGGGGUAUAUUUGCGAGUCAGGUGUCGGUUUUGGUCAACCCGAACCAUCCCGGGCCUUAUCCAAUGAAUGCCAAGUGCGUCUACAAAGUAAAAACGCCGCUUCUCAUUCCUACAUGUCUUCGAGUGUCCGUCGCGCAUCUCGCGAUCAGGUGGACACCAAACUGUGUCCAAGACUGGAUUCAAAUAGGUGAAAGUCAACCCCGUCUCUGCGGCGGCCUUGUGGGAGAAAAGUACUUCCGGGUCGAGGGUGGUUUCUUCCCCGUAAUCUUCCACUCGGGCCGUCUUCCCGGACCUCCAGACUCGGGAUUUAAAAUUGUCAUCUCGCAAAUUCCUUGCCAAAUUCUGCAGCCACCCCGGCCGCCUCCACGGCCCCCGAUCCACCACCCCCGACCUCCAGGGCCGCCGAUCCCUCCCGGACACUAUCCUCCUCCCCACAAACCCAUCCCUUACAAGUGGCGUUGGCUGUGGCUGCUCAAGUGCGAGUGGGGCGGCAUCGAGAAUCUGCCUCCGGGCCACUGUCCGCCCCCGCACCCACCCCGACCGAUAAAUCGGCCCCCGCCAGGACCGGGUUUUCCACCCCCGAGAGACAAGACCGACCCGCCGGCUCCGCCACCCCCGCAGCAACAAGGGCCUCUGUGCAACAGGGCGACGUCUGAGCCGGAAUUCGUCACCGUCAGUUCGGAGUGGUUGCCGUCGCUGAGCAACCUGGGCAAGCAGCACUGGAGCUGCAGACUGACGGUCUACAAGGCGCACCCGGACGCGUGCGAGCUGCAGCUGAACCUCGAGCGCCUCGAACUGGACUGCCGGCACGAGUGGAUCGAGGUCGACGGCCAAAGAAUUUGCGGAGAGCAACCCUUGAGACAGCUGAGCGUUGACUUCCGAGGGCCGGAGGCGCGGAUCGACUAUCGCAACAUGGGCACCAAACGGCCCGGCACAUUCCUGGUGCGCGGCCAGCAGAGCUUCGAGUGCAACCCUCUCAAUCUGGGAGUGACGCCGGUGAAAAAAUUAGCAGCAGCCACGCCGCCCACGCCGGGCAAUUACAUUUCACGGCCCAUCGCACAAAAUCAGCCGUGGCGGAAGAAGUGAGAGGAGAGUUUCUACAGAAAAACACCAAAUUUGUGUACAUUGUGAUGGCAAAAUAUUAAAUUUAUUUCGUGUUUAACUUUUUCUAUACAAGAAUAGAGAUGCGUCCUUUUUUCUGCGCUGCUGUUCCCCUAGUACCGUUGUUGUUGUUUGUGUGUCGUGCGGUUUGGCUUUUUGUCCGUGCUAUAUGCGGCAGCACCACACGGCGCAACGGGUGUAUACACGGGUGCAAAAAUUGACUUGUGGCCCACGAGGGUGUGUUUUCAUCACAGCGCGACGAGCACACUGCAUGACACACUCGGAAAUUCAAGCCUGAAUAAUUUAGCUCGAAUUAUGGCGAG
Molecule: messenger RNA, 1932 nt
Organism: Neocloeon triangulifer
Lineage: Eukaryota; Metazoa; Arthropoda; Insecta; Ephemeroptera; Baetidae
Product: actin-binding protein WASF1-like
Exons: 7
Coding region: 104-1594 (496 amino acids)
Source: RefSeq, a predicted model, not a curated record